AUGGUCCCCAUUCUCACUAUACCAGAGUCUGCGUUCGAUGCGACCUCUUACACGUCAAACCAGCGCAGGUCUCGCUUAUUAGCAUAUAUCAUAAAGUUGACCAAUGGGUCUGCGAUCUUGCUCACCGUUUUAUAUCUAGUGGGAGUAUUUGGGUUGAAACCGCUUCUCGAACUCACCGCUUCUCGGCGUCUUGAGGUUUUGGAGAAGUUCCGCCACAAGCUCCGAGAUUGCUACCUAAACCUAGUGGGCAGGGUAAGCUAUAUCCCCAUCGUCGCCAUCAACAAGAACGAUGGUAGUGGGAAGUUAUAUGCAGACGCUAUAUGCCAAACGUCAGAGUCGUACUUAAAGGACAAGAACGCAAGCUCGUCGUUGUUGGGAGAAGCAGGAUAUAGUGAAGGCUACAAUGAGGAAGACGACCAGACGGAUAAGUUGAAGCAGAACGUACUUGUAGGCAAACUCCAACACCUAUCCAAGAGAUUAAACGAGUGUACUGCAUAUCUGAUCUCUGAGAUCCCACACUAUAAGACUGUCAGCUACUGCGUGAAGGAUUUCCAGAGCAAAUCCGAUCUAGUUUACUUCAAUACAAAUGAGAUCUUUACAGUGGAUGCAGAUGGGCCUAGUGGACCCCGUAGGAAGAAUUUGUCAAUUGAAACGAGAAAUGAAAUCAGAAGCAUAAAGGGGAUGUACAUUAGUGGUAAGGCUUAG
Dujonia railenensis is the source of this 705-nucleotide messenger RNA. The record is from the annotation of a GenBank genome assembly. NCBI's taxonomy places the organism in Eukaryota, Fungi, Ascomycota, Pichiomycetes, Serinales, Debaryomycetaceae.